This is a messenger RNA of Magnolia sinica, 3225 nucleotides long. RefSeq names its product receptor-like protein EIX1. Bases 58 to 3210 code for a protein of 1050 amino acids. The transcript has a single exon. The record is from RefSeq and is a predicted model, not a curated record. Lineage: Eukaryota; Viridiplantae; Streptophyta; Magnoliopsida; Magnoliales; Magnoliaceae. Gene Ontology annotation, molecular function: protein binding.
CGGAAGGAGAAAUCAGCAAAGAAUCAAUUUUCCUUUUCAAAAGCAGAGAGAAAAGGAAUGGAGAUCAGUUGUUAUUCUCAGCAGAGAGGCUUUCUUAUUUCUGUCUUUCUUUUAAAUGUAUUAAUAUAUUGGGGAGGAUAUUGGAAGGUGAGUGGUUGCUUCGAUUCCGAGAGAAAAGCUCUCACCACCUUUCGGAAGGCUCUCAACGACCCUUCCAAUCUUCUCUCUUCUUGGGAUGAUGAUGCCUCUCACUGCUGCAAAUGGAGAGGAAUUACCUGCCACAACAUAACUGGGUACGUUGUUAAACUCGAUCUCCACACUCAUUAUGACGGGUUCCUUAUUGAUGGCGGAAUUAAUCCAGCAUUCAGUCUAAGUGGCAGAAUUGAUCCAGCUCUGGUUCAACUGAAGCAUCUUCAGUUCUUGGACUUGAGCUUUAAUGCUUUUAAUGGCGCACCAAUUCCAGAUUUCCUGGGUUCAAUGAAGGAGUUGAGGCAUUUGAUCUUGUCAUGGGCAGGAUUCAGCGGGAGAAUCCCUCAUCAGCUUGGAAACCUCACUAAACUCAUUUCCCUGAAGCUUUCCUCAGAUUCUUUGAGUGCCAAAAACCUUUGGUGGUUGACAAGUCUACCUUCUCUCAAGUACCUUCACAUGUCUCAUGUGGACCUUUCCAAGGCAAGCCAUGAUUGGGUCCACGUAAUGAACAUGUCUCCUUCCUUUGUUGAGCUAAGCUUAUUCGAUUGUGGUCUUUCAUAUAUUUCUCCAACUCUUCCUUCUGUUAAUUUCACAUCUCUCCGUGUCCUUGAUCUCCGUUUAAACAACUUCAACUCUACCAUUCCAAACUGGAUAGCUAACAUUAGUAGCCUUGUGUCCUUGAAUUUCUUAGAUAACAACUUUCAUGGUGAGGUUCCUUAUGAUCAAAUUUCAAAACUUCCUAACUUGGAAGAGUUGUGGUUGGGAUCAACUGAUGAUAGCCUCAGGGUUGAUUGGUCAGAGUUCCUUGAAGGCAGCUGGAGGAAGCUGAAGAUACUUCAUCUAUCUUUCAGUCAGCUGCAUGGAGGAAUCCCCAACUCUAUUUGGAAUAUGACAUCACUUGAGUCUCUCUCUUUGUCAUUCAGUGAGAAUAUAACAGGUAGCAUUCCAAGAGCCAUAACUAAGCUUAUCAAUUUAGAGAGCCUGUCUUUGUAUGGAUACAAAAUGCAUGCGGCCAUUCCUGAUUGGUUACAUGAGCUCAAAAAUCUUAAACACCUUUCUCUCCAAGAUUGCAUGCUAACAGGCCCAAUCCCUGCAGCUCAUCUUGGAGGAUUGUCUUCCUUAGAAGAACUAGAUCUCUCAGGGAAUCAAUUGAAUGGGAAUAUACCUGCAGCUCUUGGAGGAUUGUCUUCCUUACUAUAUUUAUCUCUCCAUGGGAAUCAGUUGAAUGGGAAUAUCCCUGCAGCUCUUGGAGGAUUGUCUUCCUUGCUAUAUUUAUCUCUCCGUGGGAAUCAGUUGAAUGGGACAAUCCCAACAACUUUAGGACAACUUUCUAACUUGUCUGGGCUUGACCUCUCUUACAACUCCUUGACAGGAAACGUGUCUGAAAGUGUUUUUGAAAACCUCAAAAAGUUGAGGUACUUAUUUUUGUCUUCCAAUUCUUUGGUUUUUGAUCCACACUCUGAUUGGGCCCCUCCAUUUCAGCUUCACCGUAUUGACCUAGGAUCAUGUCAUUUAGGUCCUCGUUUUCCUCUCUGGCUACGGGCACAAAAAUAUGUAGAAGACUUGUGUCUCUCUAACACAACCAUCUCUGGCAUCAUCCCCACCUGGUUUUGGGAUUUAACACCCCAACUUCUUUUCCUAAGCCUUUCAAAUAACCAGAUUUUUGGCCAAUUGCCCAGCCCUUUAAAAAUGCAUGCUCAGGCCUGCAUUGAUUUGAGUUUGAAUCAUUUCAAUGGUCCCAUACCCUGCAUAUUGAAUGGAGCCAGAGUACUUGAUCUCUCCAACAAUCAAUUUUCUGGGCCAAUCCCACCCAAUUUUACAUCCACAAUGCAGUAUUUGGAAUUCUUUUCUGCCAAAGGUAACCAAAUCAGUGGCAUGAUUCCCUCAUCCAUUGAAGGAAUGAAUUCCUUAACUGUCCUUGAUCUUUCCCGAAACAAUAUUGGUGGUAUCAUUCCAUUGAGUUUGGGUAAUUGUGUAGCACUUGAGGCACUUGAUUUGAGCAAGAACAGGUUAUCCGGAGUAAUACCCACGUCUUUAGGUCAGUUACGUCAACUCCAGACAAUGCACUUGAGCACCAAUACUCUAUCAGGAAAAAUACCUUCAUCUUUGAAGAAAUGUACUAGUUUGGAGACUCUGGACCUUGGACACAACAAUUUCUCAGGUCAUAUUCCCACUUGGAUUGGCGAAAGCUUUCCAGCUUUAAGAAUUCUGAGUCUCCGAUCAAAUAUGUUUUCUGGUAACAUCCCAUCACAAUUAUCAAAACUAACUUCUCUUCACGUCCUUGAUGUUGCACAAAAUUAUUUAUCUGGUUCAAUUCCCCAAAGUUUUGAAAAUCUCAUGGCCAUGAAGAAUGAGCAGAAGAUAAACCACGUUCUUUCCUAUGGAGGGAUGAGAUCAUCAUAUUACAAGGAAAACUUGCUUGUGUCAGUGAAGGGGCUAGUGCUUGAAUACACAAGAACAGUUUCACUGGUUACAUGCAUGGACCUUUCAAGAAAUAAUUUGUCUGGAGAGAUCCCUGAAGGAUUCACAGGACUUUUGGGAUUGCGUGCUUUAAACUUAUCUGGAAAUCAUUUGGCCGGAAAGAUCCCAGAUAAGAUUGGUAAAUUGGCAUUGCUAGAGUCUCUUGAUUUCUCUGAAAAUCAACUUUCAGGUACAAUUCCUCAAAGCAUAUCAAAUUUAACUUUUCUAAGUUGCUUAAACUUGUCGUUUAACAACUUGUGGGGGAAAAUUCCAUCUGGAAAUCAGCUCCAAACAUUCCAAAAUCCUUCUAUUUAUAUGGGCAACAUCGGACUUUGUGGACCUCCUCUUCUAGAUAAGUGUGUUAGUGAUGAGACUCCUCCAGGUCCUGGUUACGUUGAAAAAGAUGAAGAAGAGGAUGAGAUGCGUUGGUUUUACUCUGGGUUGGGACCAGGAUUUGCAGUUGGGUUUUGGGCCUUAUGUGGCAUUUUAGUGCUCAAGAAGUCUUGGAGGAUUGUCUAUUACCACUUCUUUGAUGAGAUGAAAGAUAGACUCUUUCCGUAAUUAUUAUAGGAUGUU